Priapulus caudatus is the source of this 1845-nucleotide messenger RNA. RefSeq names its product thyrotropin receptor-like. NCBI's taxonomy places the organism in Eukaryota, Metazoa, Priapulida, Priapulimorpha, Priapulimorphida, Priapulidae. The record is from RefSeq and is a predicted model, not a curated record. The coding region runs from base 1 to 1845 and encodes 614 amino acids. The transcript has 4 exons. Gene Ontology annotation, molecular function: protein-hormone receptor activity; G protein-coupled receptor activity. Gene Ontology annotation, biological process: G protein-coupled receptor signaling pathway. Gene Ontology annotation, cellular component: membrane.
AUGGCGGCACACCUGUCAGGAACUCGGCUGACAACGUUGCCCAUAGAGGGACUCAGCCAGAUCUCCGAGCUCGAACUGGAGAACGUGCCGACCUUAAAGACUUUGCCGGCAGUUGUCAACUUCGAAAGGAUUAAGUCGGCGAAGCUGACGUACCCAUACCACUGCUGCGCCUUUGAGAAUCCGCACAAGGCAAAUCCGCAAGAAUACAAGCGGCAAUUGGAAAAGCUGAUCGAGCAACAGGAGCGUCUGUGUUUCUCGACAACGUCUACGACCACUGCGCCAUCUGUCGUUACAACAGGCGAUUACAAUCGCGCGAAACGAUCCUUCGAUGGAAUUGGCGGUCCAAGAGGCUUUGGAAAUUUCCAUAGCAACGGCGGUCAAGAUGGGUUGUGGAGCGGCAGCACCGUCGCGUCUAGGUCCAUCGAUGUCGUCUGUCAGAACAUCAACGAGCGACCGCGUGUCAACCGCAUCGCUAAGUGCAUCCCGGAGGCAGACGCCUUCAACCCGUGCGAGGACGUGAUGGGUCCCGACUUGCUGCGCGUCACAGUCUGGGUGGUGAGCAUCACCGCGUUGCUAGGCAACCUCACCGUCAUCGUCGUGCUGCUGAGCAGCCGCUUCAAGAUAUCCGUGUCGAAGUUUCUCAUGUGCAACCUCGCGUUCGCCGACUUCUGCAUGGGCCUCUACCUGCUGAUGCUGGCCGCCGUCGACUCGCACACGCUCGGCGAGUACUUCAACCACGCCAUCUUGUGGCAGCUGGAGGGCGGCUGCCAGGUGGCCGGCUUUCUCACCGUCUUCGCAAGCCAGCUGUCGAUUUUCACGCUGACGAUCAUCACGCUCGAGCGCUGGUGCGCCAUCACGUACGCGCUGCACCUCAACAAGCGGCUGAAGAUCGGCCUCGCGCGCAAGGUGAUGGUUGUCGGCUGGGGCUUCUCCGUCGUCAUGGCAGCGCUGCCGCUGGCCGGCGUCAGCGACUACAGCCGCACGAGCAUCUGCCUGCCAAUGAAGGUGUCGUCGUACGUCGACCUCGGCUACGUGCUCGCGCUGCUCGUCAUCACGAUGAUCGCCUUCGCCGUCAUCUGCUACUGCUACCUGAAGAUGUACUGCUCGAUACGCGGUCACGACGGCAACGCCAACAGCGGAGACGCGACAGUCGCCAAGCGCAUGGCGCUGCUUGUGUUCACUGACUUCGCCUGCUGGGCGCCGAUCGCCUUCUUCGGUCUGACGGCGGCAGGCAGUCUGCCUCUGAUCGGCAUCUCCGAGUCGAAGAUUCUGCUCGUGUUCUUCUACCCGUUAAACUCGUGCUGCAAUCCGUUCCUAUACGCGAUCAUGACGCGUCAGUUCCACCGCGACUUCUUCAUUCUGCUGAGCCGCUACGGGCUGUGCCAGCGGCGCGCGCUCAAGUAUAAGAGCGACGCGUACUCGCAGAACGUGCCGUCGCGCUCCAACAACAGCCAGACGAACAUCAACCGUCACGCCUCUAACGGCUCCAUCCUCACCGAGCUGAUCGCGUUGCGCAGCAGCAAGCGCUCCGGCUCGCUCAAGGGCGAGCCGACGGCGGUGCCUCUCGUAGCCAAAAUGUCGUCGGCGUCGACGACCAAACUGAGCAUCGUGCAGGAGCUGGGCAGCGAGAGCAGCGGCAGCUUUCGCCGGUUGCGGCCGCCAGAGGGCGCCGAAGCCGAGCAGCGCCUUGAGCUGAUAUCGAGCGCGGAGGUGACGAAGUCGGACGGAGAACUUGAGUCGAACGAACUGUUGCCCGCGUGCGCCGACACGAGAGAGAUUGCGGCGCAGCAAGCCGGUGUCAACACGCCGAGCGCCAGUCAUCGUAUCCUGCACGAGAAAGUGUGA